CUGGCAUGUUUCCCGGAACACUAUUUCUUAAUUCAUAAAACAAGAAACAUAAUUUUCUGAAACAGCUUAUAUGCAACAUGGAUCAAUCUAAGGCGAAAAUGUUUUCUCAUUUUGUGACAAUUGUGGCUGUUUUAAACUGUAUAUUGGUUACGCAAUAUGUAAAAGCCAAAGACUCUAGAAAGCUGGAUGUACUAAGACAGCGAAUUCAACGAAUAGAGACUAGACUUACAGAAGAUAUUGCUCUGAUUCGUGAAGAAUUUCAUCACGAGCUCAGUGAAAUUUCAAAUGACGUAAAUGACAAUGAAGAUGGAGAUAUCAGUGAAUAUAAAAACGAUCUUAAGGGUCUUGAUAUUGAAACGGAAUUUAAGAAACUUGAAAAUGAUAUAUCUGAUAAGUUAAAGGCAUUGCAAUUGGGACUUUCUGAAGAAAAGCGAGUCCGAAGAGAUAUUGAAAAUGAAGUACAAGUCAUUAAAGCUGAAGAAUUAGGCCUUGUCCAAGCAAUUGAGAAAAUGACUGAAAAUUCAACAGGAAAUUUUGAAAAUGUCAUCAAGAAGUUGAAUACCAAGAAAGAACUCUUUGAAAUUAUUUCUUUACUGAAAGAUUUGAAAGCGAAACUAUUCCGUUUGCGAGAUUCUGUAGAGAAAAAUGAAACUUCUGAACCGGCGGCUGAUUGUGCGGAAUUAUUAAUGAGGGGGCACCUGACUAGUGGUAUAUAUCAGGUGUUCCCGAAAACAAUGUGGCGACCGUUAAAGGUGUUCUGUGAUAUGGGGACGGACGGUGGGGGAUGGACUGUAUUUCAAAGACGAAAGGAUGGCUCUGAAAAUUUCGACAGAAAAUGGCUUGAUUAUUCAUUUGGUUUUGGAAACCUUUCAGGAGAGUUUUGGCUGGGAAAUGAGUUUGUUCAUCGCUUUACACACCAAGUACCACAUGAGCUUAGGAUUGAAUUGGAAGAUUUUGAUAAUGAUCGCCGAGUUGCAAAGUAUGGACUGUUUUCUAUUGGUAGCGCAGUCGAAGGUUAUAAAUUAUCGGUGAAUUAUUUUGAAGGUAAUGUAAGCGAUUCGUUAACUGGUGAACACAACGGGAAAGCAUUCUCUACAACAGAUCAAGGACCAUCUACAGGUUGUUCUAAUUCUUAUAAGGGCGGCUGGUGGUAUGGAAGCUGCCAUAACGUCAAUAUCAAUGGACUCUAUCUGCGAGGUCAGCACGAAUCCUACGCUAAUGGAAUCAAUUGGAAUGGCUGGCUAGGAUAUCACUACUCCCUGAAAAUGACAGAAAUGAAAUUCAAACCAAAAUAGUAAAAAUAUAAUACAUGUUAAAUAUCAUGUAUGCAUGAAACAAUUUCUAGUGCUCUACCGACACCUUUUCAAACGUUUCAAGGUUUUAUAGUGCCAUGACCGUAUGUGUUUGGAAGCGGAGAGUGUUACAAAACGCGAUUAGUGAUAUAAAUGCAGGAACUAGAUGUACAUAUGUUUCAGCUUUUUGAAAUUGCGCCCUUAUUCCUCGCUUCGCAACAGCCAUGUUGUUCUGUUGGGGCUAUGUUUGAGAGUUUGUUUCUUUUUAACGACAGGAAACAUGGCAGAAACACAAGGUCUGUUCUAUUUGUGUUAAAUUCAACGUGAUUUUCUGCGGCAUUCCUAACACCAGUUUAUGUGCAAUAUUUUGUGUCAUAAAAAUGCAUGGUUUUGAUAAAAUUUAUAAUUAGGAAACUCGCAAAUCUUAAAAAAGUCAUUUUAGUGAUCUACCUUAACCCAGUAACUGCGAUAGGUUACAAGCUGAAAUGUUUACCUCCUUGCAGAAACAUUACGAACCCAAACUCGGACUUUAAUCAUUUGUUUGCUCAAAUUUCAGAAUUUUCUACUACAUGUACUUUAGGCCUUAAAAACUGAAAGUUACAAAAUUAAUUGAGUAUAGGUAAAAAUAGUCUUUAAUAAAAAUGUGUUUGUUUACGCAUGGUUGGAUUUAACUGCGACUUUGUGAGCAAGUACUGUAUUGUACGUUUGUUAGGUCAGCAGGUCUUUUUAUGUCCUUCAUUCAUUUUUACUUCCUUUGUGUUUGUCAUUUUCAAGACCAGGAGUUCUUAUCUUAGAUGUAAUACACAAUCAACAUCCAAUGUUACAAAUUUGUUGAAUGUAAACAAACAAAUGCCUGAUUGUUUGAUAUUUCCAAAAUUUAUUGAAUAUGAUACACAACAACAUCCUAAGUUAUGUUUGAUAUUUCCAAAAUUAAUUGAAUAUGAAACACAAUACAAUCCUAAGUUAUGUUUGAUAUUUCCUAUAUUUGUCGAUCAGAUCUAUUCAUCCAUACCUUAUUAUCUCUUCUUAACAUAUUAUUAUGUCCACCUAACAUGUACAAAUGUCGCUAAUCGUAAUAAGUCCAAGUUCAAAGAAUGUUACGUACAACUUUCUGUUGUACAUCAAUUAACAUUAUUUUCAUUUGGUAUUUUCAUAUAUAGUUAUAAUUCUCCACUCGACAGGUGUUACUAGAAGAAUUAUUGCUGUACUCUCAGAAAACGUAUUUACAAUGGAAAGGUAGGAACAAUCAAGCAAAAUAGUAGCGGAACUCUAUAAUACAAAUAAUUGACUGGAAACCGUGACCCCAGAUAUACAAAAAAAAACACAGUUCAAGUGCGGAGAGAUAUGGGGUACUUUAGGACUGCUACUAUGAUAUCUAACAAAAUCUAUGCGAAGAUAUGAUGAUACAUUCGUAUUUGACAUCGUUGACAAGUUAUCUGAUCGGUGGAUCUACACAAUAUUUUUUUUGUUAUGAACGCGUGUUUACUAUGAUUUUUACGAAAAGUGCACUUGUAUAAAAUUAGCUAAAUGUAAUUACAGUAUACAGUACUAAAGCCUCGCUCAUCUUUACAUAUUUACAUUCGCCCUAUUCUUUUCCAUUGAAAAUUAUGACGUUCAUUUCGUUUAAACAUCAAAAGGAAAGGCGCGAAAAUUACGUCAUCGCUGCUUAGUGAUAACCGACCGCUGUUUUGACGACGUCCGCGUAUAGUCAGGGAGAACGUUCCUUAGAUGACGUCGAAGUUGUUCCGUCUAGUGAACAGAAUGGCCGGGAAGCUGAAUUUAAUGUUAAAUGCCACAAACUAUGUGCAAUUUAUGAUAUUAUCUUGUUUACAAAUGGAAAGGAAAUAUAAUGUUAAUAUAAGAAAUGAAAUUAUUUUUUUCAGUGUUCAUGCGAAAUGAACGACAGAAUAGGAUCUGCAAAUUAAACAUGAAUCGUUAACGACAGAAUAGAAUCUACAAAUUAAACAUGAAUCGCAUUUCGCAUGAACACCGAAAAAAAUCAUUUCAUUUCUUAAAUAUGGGCAAAAUGUCCAUUUAUAUGACAUUUAAUUUCCGGUGUAAUUAUUUAUACAUAUUAUACGUCCAUUUGUUUAACGUGCUAGAAAUGACACGUACAGUAACUCACACCUGUGUGAAAACGUGUAAGCAGACUUUGUCGCUAUUUGCAGUUGGCCUUUAUUCACAGUAAAUUGCAAGUGAAA
This is a messenger RNA of Mercenaria mercenaria, 3493 nucleotides long. RefSeq names its product ficolin-2-like. The transcript has a single exon. Bases 78 to 1295 code for a protein of 405 amino acids. Lineage: Eukaryota; Metazoa; Mollusca; Bivalvia; Venerida; Veneridae. The record is from RefSeq and is a predicted model, not a curated record.